This is a messenger RNA of Tripterygium wilfordii, 1860 nucleotides long. RefSeq lists its product as uncharacterized. Bases 93 to 1805 code for a protein of 570 amino acids. The transcript has 2 exons. The record is from RefSeq and is a predicted model, not a curated record. Lineage: Eukaryota; Viridiplantae; Streptophyta; Magnoliopsida; Celastrales; Celastraceae.
UUUAUCAAGACUGUGACAAUAUAGGGGAAGUUGAACACGUCCAUGCAUUUAUCGUAUUAAGAUUUGAAAAGACGAAGAAGUGAAAUUUGACGAUGAUGAUGAAGAAGAAGCAGCUCCACGUGAAGGUAAAACCAUUGAAGCUCGAAGGAUUCUUCAACAAGGUUGAUGAUGGACGAGAAAGGAAAGUGAAGCUCGAGAUGAAAUGGAGAGGGCCAAAUUCAAAUGGGUUGGUCUCCUUUUAUCGGAAUUCGACUUGCCGGAGGAAUUACAGCACAGAGAGGUUGGUGAAGAAAGACGAACCAAUUGAAUGGGACGAUGAGUUCGAGAGCGUAUGCAAUUUCUGGGUCUCCUCUUCCAAAGACAACUGCUUGUUGGGUUCAUGGGCUGUGUCAUUUCAUGUUCUAUAUAGCACAAGCCUAGAUUCUACAAAAUCCAGUGCUAAAUAUGCCAUGCUGGGUAAAGCAUCGUUUGAUUUAGCAAAUUUGGCAUCAACCAUAGGGUCUCGAGUUGAAAGGAAGCUUCCCGUUACAUUAUGCCGUGAUGGGAUCGUCAGAGAAGCAAAUCUUCUGGUGAGUGUAUCCUUUGCCGAGGUCAUAACCUCUAAUGAGUCUGCAGGAGUGGCACUAAAUUUGACAGAGUCAAACAGAGAUGGAUUCUUCAGAAUGAUGAAGAAUCUCACAAGUCAGAGGAAAAAUAAAAAGAAAGAAAAUGAGGGUCAAGAGGAUCAAAUCACUACAUAUGAAUCAGACCAGUCUAGAUUGUCUGACUCAGAUGGAUCUCCAACUGGGAACAGUCUAAGUUUGGAGACUCAGUUGGACUUGGUUCAAAGUAAGGGGCUAUUGCCAUGGAAGCGAAGACGGUUAGGUUUUAGACCAACUAUGAAGCAAUGUGAACCAGUGGAUAACUGGGAAAUGAGAGAAAUAGUAAGCAGAGAUGGGAAAGCAAAGCUCAAAGCAAAUGUGUUUUUUGCUUCCUUUGAUCAACGGAGCGAAAAGGCAGCCGGAGAAAGUGCAUGUACAGCAGUGGUUGCAGUCAUUGCUGAUAGGCUCCUCUCAAACCCAGACUCAAUGCCAGCAAGAAGUGAACUUGACAGCCUCAUCACACAAGGUUCGUCCGAGUGGCAAAGGCUUUGCAGCAACGAGACCUACAUGAAUUCCUUCCCAGACAAACAUUUUGAUCUUGAGACUGUUUUGGAAGCAGAGCUAAUGCCUACAACAGUCUUGCCAGAUAAAUCCUUCACUGGGUUUUUCAGUCCUGAGAAAUUCGAGUCAUUGAAGGAAGCUAUGUCUUUUGAUGAGAUUUGGAAUAAGAUAAGCAACACCGACAACGAUUACGAUGAACCAAAGAUUUAUAUUGUGAGCUGGAAUGAUCAUUUCUUUGUGUUGAAAGUUGAUAUUGAUGCUUACUAUGUUAUUGACUCGUUGGGUGAGAGGCUCUAUGAGGGAUGCAACCGGGCAUACAUAUUGAGGUUUGAUGACUCAAGCUUGUUGCAUGGGAAGGUGAAAAAACCCAGUACUGAAUAUGAAGCAGCAGAGGCAACAGAGAAGACUAAAGAUGAAGAAGAAUGUGAAGAGAUCAUCUGCAGAGGUAAAGAGUGUUGCAGAGAGUUCGUUAAGCAAUUUCUCGCUGCUAUAUCGCUAGGGGAACUAGAGGAAGAAGAGAAAAAGGGAACAAUCUCUAAUUUCUCGCUCAUUCAGCGUCUGCAGAUAGAUUUUCACUAUUGUUCUUCUUCACUCACUUUUUCUUCCUCUUCUUCUGCAGAAUCUUCCACCUACUCUCUCUUUUCUGGUGAUGAUUGUAUCUAAUGUGAAUCUAAAUAAGUAAAUUACAUUAGUGGAAACAACUUUAUCUCAUUUUUCA